UCCUCCACUGCUCUCAACCUCGAUUUCAUUUAUUCGAGAAAAUGCAGCACACAAACAGCAGAUGAACUAUGAAUGCUGAACACAAUGAUCUCCUCCCUCCAGCGCCAGACAAUGAGAGGUCGUAGGCUGAAGGGGGCGCUGUCCAACCCCCUCUUUGUGCUGCUUUUGGCCCUCCAGAUCCUGGUGGUGGCUGGGCUGGUUCGUGCUCAGACCUGCCCUUCCGUCUGCUCAUGCAGCAACCAAUUCAGCAAAGUCAUAUGCACCCGCCGCAGUCUACGGGACGUCCCAGAUGGCAUUUCCACCAACACUCGCUACCUGAACCUCCAGGACAACCUCAUCCAGGUCAUCAAGGUGGACAGUUUCAAACACCUGCGCCAUCUGGAGAUCCUGCAGCUGAGCAAAAACCACAUCCGCAGCAUUGAAAUCGGCGCCUUCAAUGGACUGGCCAGUCUCAACACUUUGGAGCUCUUUGAUAAUCGGCUCACGACAAUCCCCAAUGGAGCAUUUGAGUACUUGUCCAAGCUGAAGGAACUGUGGCUACGGAACAACCCCAUCGAAAGUAUACCAUCUUAUGCCUUCAACCGGGUCCCCUCGCUUCGAAGGCUGGAUCUAGGCGAACUGAAACGUCUCUCCUACAUUUCUGACGGCGCCUUCAAGGACUUGAGCAACCUGCGCUACCUUAACUUGGGAAUGUGCAACCUCAAGGAGAUCCCCAACAUCUUACCUUUGGUGAGACUUGAAGAGCUUGAGAUGUCAGGAAACCAGCUCUCUGUUGUCAAGCCCAGCUCAUUUUUAGGAUUGGUGAACCUCCAGAAGCUGUGGAUGAUGCAUGCCCAGAUCCAAACUAUUGAGAGGAAUUCCUUCGAUGACCUUCAGUCGCUGGUGGAGCUCAACCUGGCUCACAACAACCUUACCUUUCUACCACACGACCUCUUCACACCGUUGCAUCGCCUGGAGCGGGUCCACCUCCAUCACAACCCUUGGAACUGCAACUGUGAUAUCUUGUGGCUCAGCUGGUGGCUGAAGGAGACAGUACCCGCCAAUACUAGCUGCUGCGCCCGCUGCCAUUCUCCUACGGUCUUUAAAGGUCGCUACAUCGGGGAAUUGGAUCACAGCUACUUCCAGUGUGAUGUUCCUGUCAUUGUGGAGCCACCCAGUGACUUGAAUGUGACAGAAGGCAUGGGUGCAGAGCUUAAAUGUCGUACAAGCUCGCUGACAUCCAUCAGCUGGCUUACACCAAAUGGCUCAUUGGUGACACACGGGGCUUAUAAGGUGCGUUUGGCCGUACUCAAUGACGGGACACUUAACUUUACAAGCGUCACAAUGCAGGACACUGGGACUUACACCUGUAUGGUAAGCAACACAGCCGGCAACAUUUCUGCCUCUGCUGUGCUAAACGUCACUUCUGUGGAAAACAGCGGGGUGACCUAUUUUACCACAGUCACUGUGGAGACCAUUGAGACCCCAGGGGAAGACAGCCAAACGCCACUUCCCCCAUUUGGCUGGGUUUCAUCCUCUACAACAAAAGGUACUCCUGUUUCAACAAGGACCACAGAGCGGACUUACACCAUUCCAGUUCUUGAUCUGGAUGGAGAGGGAGCCCUCAAUGGCCUGGAUGAGGUGAUGAAAACCACCAAGAUUAUCAUCGGCUGCUUCGUGGCCAUCACGCUCAUGGCUGCUGUUCUGCUGGUAAUUUUCUACAAGAUGAGGAAGCAGCAUAACCAGCAGGACCCCGACGGCCCUGCCUCCUCCAUGGAGGUCAUCACAGUUGAAGAAGAGCUCGCAGGCGUUGCUGCCAUGGAGAGACACCUAUCGCUGCCCCCUCUGGAGCACUACAACCACUACAACACCUACAAGAGCACUUACCACCACGCUCCAAUGCUCAGUACCAUACACAGCUCAGCCACACAGGAACCUUUACUGAUUCAAGCCUGCUCAAAAGACAAUGUACAAGAGACCCAAAUCUGAUCUUGAAUUUGACUUAAUAUCCAGUAUCAGCAGUUUCAUACUUGGAGUACAAUGGACCAAAACGUGUCGAUGAAAAAAGUCAAAAUGACAUUGACUUGAGUUGAUGUCGAUAACGGCUAUAAAUCAGCAUUUGGCAAA
Messenger RNA from Plectropomus leopardus (leopard coralgrouper), 2106 nucleotides. It is a transcript of the gene lrrc4cb, whose product is annotated as leucine rich repeat containing 4C, genome duplicate b. Gene Ontology annotation, biological process: modulation of chemical synaptic transmission; regulation of axonogenesis; synaptic membrane adhesion. Gene Ontology annotation, molecular function: cell-cell adhesion mediator activity. Gene Ontology annotation, cellular component: plasma membrane; glutamatergic synapse; postsynaptic density membrane. NCBI's taxonomy places the organism in Eukaryota, Metazoa, Chordata, Actinopteri, Perciformes, Serranidae. The record is from RefSeq and is a predicted model, not a curated record.